CGCGGCAGCGAGCCCUGCGCGGCCGAAAGGGAAGCCUUAGUUACGUGGAUCCGCGGCAGAGGAAGGGCCGCGACAGAACCUGUGCGCGUUCACACCGUCUGGGCCAGCGCAUCAUCGUGUGCACAUGCGUAGAAGGAAGACCAGGAUUGGUGUGUGGAACGGUCCCAAUGUCUUGUCGCAACCAAUCCGGGCGCGCCGGGGGUAGGGCUUAACACUCUGACAAUCUGCGCGCGCAUUCCUUUCGGCGCGCUUUUCUUCCAGCCAUGGAGUGCGAGCUGGUACGGCGCCUAGCCCCGCGCCUCGGCCUUGCGGAGCCGAGUGUACUGAGGAAAGCAGAGGAGUACUUGCGUCUGUCUAAGGUGAAGUGUGUCGGUCUGUCUGCACAUAGCUCAGAAACCAGCAAUGCCAUCAUAUGCCUGGACCUUGCAGCUUCCUGUAGGAAGUGCCCCUUGGAUCGAGCGUAUUUAAUUAAGCUCUCCGGUUUGAACAAGAAGAUGUAUCAGAGCUGCCUUAAAUCUUUCGAGUGUUUACUAGGAUUAAAUUCAAAUAUUGGAAUAAGAGACCUAGCUGUCCAGUUCAGCUGUACAGAAGCAGUGAACUUGGCUGCAGAGAUACUGCAAAGCUACGAGUCUGGUCUUCCUGAAACACAGCGAGCAGAUCUUGACUUGUCCAGGCCGCUUUUCACCACUGCAGCACUACUGUCGGCAUGCAGAAUUCUAAAGAUAAAGGUGGAUAAAACCAAAAUGAUAACUACAUCCGGUGUGAAAAAAGCAAUAUUUGAUCGACUGUGUAAGCAGUUAGAAAAGAUUGGGCAGCAGAUUAACAGAGACUCUGCAGAUUUAGCCAGUCCCGCACUGAAGAAAAAGAAGCAAGGGCUUGAACCACCAGCAAAAGAAAUGGAAAUAAUAGAAACCCCACAUAAACUACCGAAAGAUGAAGAUCUGACACAGGAUUAUGAGGAAUGGAAAAGGAAGAUUUUGGAAAAUGCUGCCAAAGCUCAAACAGCCACAGUGGAGUGAUUUCCAUUUCACUGUAGUCCUGUGCUUCUGUCUGGGAAAUGAAGGGUGUGGAGAUCUCUCCGCCAUAUACCAGGUGUGCUGAGAGUGUCUCAAUAUGGAGGAUGCUAGCACUAGGCACCUCACAUGGACAUUAGACCAACCACAUUGCCUCUGUAGGCUCAGAUCUGUCCUCUCCUAUGGGGUGAAAUUGGGACCAUUUUGCUUCUAGGUGUUAAGUUUAAGGAAGUUUCCUGACUAAACCUAGAAUGCAAAUUUCAAGCUGAAAGUCGUUUCAGAUUCAGACAUUUUAUUUGUUUUUGUGGUUUUUUAAAUUUUAUUUCACUAAAUCAGUGUUAUAUAGCCUAAGUUAAUAAAUAUUUAUUUUUUAAAGUUUUUUUUAAUGUGUAUGAGUAUUUUGCCUGCAUGUAUGUUUGUGCACCAUAUUUAUGUCUGGUGCAGUGAAAGCCUGAAGAGGAUGCCAGAUCCCUAAGUCUAGAGUUACAGACAGUGAGAGCUGCCAUGUGAGUGCUGGGACUUAAACCCUAGUCCUCUCGAAGAGCAGGCAGUACUCUUAACCACUGAACCAUCUCUCAAGCCCAAUAAAUGUUAUUUUUAUAUGCAUUUGAGUA
Mastomys coucha (southern multimammate mouse) is the source of this 1627-nucleotide messenger RNA. RefSeq names its product origin recognition complex subunit 6 (gene Orc6). Gene Ontology annotation, cellular component: nuclear origin of replication recognition complex. NCBI's taxonomy places the organism in Eukaryota, Metazoa, Chordata, Mammalia, Rodentia, Muridae. Gene Ontology annotation, molecular function: DNA binding. The transcript is spliced from 7 exons. The coding region runs from base 264 to 1019 and encodes 251 amino acids. The record is from RefSeq and is a predicted model, not a curated record. Gene Ontology annotation, biological process: DNA replication initiation; DNA replication.